UCUGCCGUACCCCGCAGCCGCCCACAGCGCGCCUCCUCCGCUCUCCUCGGAGCCGCAGCGGUCGUUCAUAUGAGCGCGGCGUUCAGUCCGUCCUUCAUGGUGAUGCAGCGGCCACUCGGAAGCACCACCGCCUUCAGCAUUGACUCUCUGAUCGGGGGGCCCCCGCAGCCCAGCCCGGGACACUUCGUCUACACCGGCUACCCGAUGUUCAUGCCGUACCGGUCGGUGGUGCUGCAGCCGCCGCCCCCGCCGCCCCCCUCCCUGCAGCAGGGGCUCCCCACCGGGCACCACCCGCACCCGCAGAUCCCCAGCCUGCAGAGCGGCUUCUGCUCCAGCCUGGCGCAGGGCCUGACGCAGGGCAUGGCGCUCACCUCCACGCUCAUGGCGUCGCUGCCCGGCGGCUUCUCCCCGUCCCAGCAGCACCAGGACGCGGCCAGGAAGUUCGGCUCGCAGGCGCUGCACGCGGUCUUCGAUAAAACUCAGGACCUGCGGCUGGACGGGGAGGACGGGAAGAGCUUUCUGCAGGGCAAAGAGUCCGCGGCGCUGCAGGCUUUCCACGACACCGACACACCGGUGCAAACAUCCACAGUCAGAGCACUCGGUAAAGACGACUCGAAGGAGGACGAGUGCGGCCGGAAGGAUGAGAGUUUCUCCAUGGACAGUGACUUGGACUACAGCUCCGACGACAACCUCACCUCCAUGUGCCACAAGGAGGACGGGGACGGCGGCGGCGGCCUGGACGACGGGCCCCACAUGCACGGCUCCUCGUCCGGCGGCGGCUCCGGGGCCGGCGGAGGCUCCGGGGGCGGCAAGAACCGGCGGCGGAGGACGGCGUUCACCAGCGAGCAGCUGCUGGAGCUGGAGAAGGAGUUCCACUGCAAGAAGUACCUGUCGCUCACGGAGCGCUCGCAGAUCGCGCAUGCGCUGAAGCUGAGCGAGGUGCAGGUGAAGAUCUGGUUCCAGAACCGGCGCGCCAAGUGGAAACGCGUCAAGGCCGGAAACGUCAACAACAAAUCCGGGGAGCCGUCCCGGAACCCCAAAAUAGUGGUUCCCAUCCCGGUGCACGUGAGCCGCUUCGCGAUCCGGAGCCAGCACCAGCAGAUGGAGCAGGCCAGACCGUAGAAGAAGAAGAGACCCGGAGCCGCUUAGCACGACCUGAGUCCCGUAUUGAUGUUUGAUUCUCCUCUUUCCCUCCGUUUACACAUUUUAACACAAAAACAACAACAUUAUUAUUAUUAUUAUUAUUUACCUCAAAAUAACUAAGGCGCCUUUAAAUCAUCCCCCACACACAUUAAUCACAUUUAAAGGAAACAUUUGACGCAUUUAUUUACCAAAAAAACCGGAAAAAUUCAAAAGAUGAUGCCACUUAAUUUACAAUACUGGUUUAAAAAACAAUAAUAACACGUUGAUCACGAAUCCUGAAUUCACAAAAUAAUAAUAAUGGAGAUCUGAUUGUCUCUCACAAAGGAAAUCAAAAUAAGUGAAUUAAUUACAACAGUGGCUGAUCCUUUAGAGUGAAAAACUUCUUCUAUUAGGCUCAUAAAAAUCUUUAUGUUAUUAUUUGUUUGGGCUGUUUUCCAGACUUCAUCAUAGCUCGUUUUGAUGAGGAAGAAGUUAGAAUCUCAGGAAUGUGAACAGAAAAAGGAGCGAGCUGCUUGUAAAAUAUGGACGUUUUGAAAAGUGACUUCACUAAUAUUUCAGUCUGACAAAGUCAUUUUGGCGAAAUUAUGGCAGCGAGUAUAAAAAAAAAAUCACUUUUCCCCAACGGAGUUUGGUAUUAUAGCCACUGAAGAUUUUCUUUGAAACGCACACAAAAUUAACAAAUCUUUAAAUUUCAUGUUUGAGUCUGAAAGUGUAAAUGUGAGGAAAUUGUGGCAGCGAGUUUGGUUUUAAAUCACUGAAAAUUGACGUUUGGUUUGGAGAAACCUGUUGAAUGAAACAGGUUUGUUUUGUUUCAUUUCAGACUUCAUCAUUUUUUUCUUCUUUACAGGAAAUUAAAAAAAAAAAAUACACUUUUUUCAAGCGUCAACACGAGACUCCGUGGCUCGUUAAGCUGGACAUUUCUCUGCAGGACGAACCUCUGUAUGAAAAUUAAUCUUUUUGGAGCGACACCAAAAACUGUGCGUAAAGACGAGCCGCUGAGGAGGAGGAGUAGGAGGAUGAUGAAGAGACACACUAACAUGUUGCUUCGGCACACACACACACACACAUUCUCUCUCUCUCACACACACACACAC
Centropristis striata (black sea bass) is the source of this 2237-nucleotide messenger RNA. It is a transcript of the gene gbx2, whose product is annotated as gastrulation brain homeobox 2. The record is from RefSeq and is a predicted model, not a curated record. The transcript is spliced from 2 exons. NCBI's taxonomy places the organism in Eukaryota, Metazoa, Chordata, Actinopteri, Perciformes, Serranidae. Gene Ontology annotation, biological process: regulation of nervous system development; regulation of transcription by RNA polymerase II. Gene Ontology annotation, molecular function: DNA-binding transcription factor activity, RNA polymerase II-specific; RNA polymerase II transcription regulatory region sequence-specific DNA binding. The coding region runs from base 70 to 1122 and encodes 350 amino acids. Gene Ontology annotation, cellular component: nucleus.